CAAAAAUUGUACAAGCGAAUACCACAGUUGCUGUUUCGAACAUGAGCGUCGAUUCGGAAGAAUCCUUGAGAAGAUCUGUCUCCGAAACUCCAAGGUGUUCAAAGAAAAAAAACAAGGUAAUUUAUUGUUAGAGAUUGGAUUAAUUUCUACUUUAUCGAGGUACACUCUCGAGAUAAUAGUUCGAUUCUAUCGACUGGGUAUGAGGUGUCAUGGCGUACGGCCUCUUCAAUUGUUAACCACGUUAUAUUUUUACACCCAAUAAAUAGUUGUUACAACGAUCAACUAUUGUGUUCUACUGCUUAAACUUUAACAUUUAUCGAUUUUUUUCAUUCAUUAACCGAAAUAUUUCAGUAGGUGAAUAGCUGUAAUAUUAUUUCUAAAGGAAUGCAUGGACAUUGAGUAUAUGGAUAAACAAUUCAAAGGACUAAGAGCACAAAUCGAGUCUACGAAACGCAGCAUUCUCUAUGACAUUGAACAUAAACUUAAAGCUCUUAGUCUUAAUAUCACAGCUUUAAAGACUGAAAAUAUACAAUAUGAUUAUAAGAAAAUUCAAGAAACACUUGGUACUACUUUCCCACUAACUACACUGGAGGGCGUUCUGGCUUUUGAAGCGGAACUUCAUCUUAUUGAAGACAGGAAGAAGGCAUUGCUUAUGGAAUAUUUGAGUGUAAACCAUACUACCACCAAAGAAUAUAUUAUUAAAGUUCUUCCCUCUGUAAUUGACAAGAACGUGCAAUCACAUUAUUCGGGCCAAGGGAUGAAGAAGGCUUCUGCAGUCAAGCGUCGUUUUAAGGAUACAGCCCCAUAUGCUUGCUUUGAAGCUGCAAUGAUAAACCGAUGGGGGACAUAUCCCAAAUUAAUUUUGCACGUAGGAGUUUGGCUAGCUAAAUGGCAAUAUCGUGAAAGAGGACGAAAACAACGUGUCAAAGUUGGAGAAAUACAACUUUUAUCAACAAUCAACAACAAUAACAAUCCGUAACUAACAACAACAAAACAAGAACAAAUAAAUCUCAAUAUUGAUAUGGAGAUUCUUAAUUUCAGAGUUGGUAAUAUCUUCUCAAAAAAAUUACA
This is a messenger RNA of Diachasmimorpha longicaudata, 1071 nucleotides long. RefSeq lists its product as uncharacterized. Bases 389 to 979 code for a protein of 196 amino acids. The transcript has 4 exons. The record is from RefSeq and is a predicted model, not a curated record. NCBI's taxonomy places the organism in Eukaryota, Metazoa, Arthropoda, Insecta, Hymenoptera, Braconidae.